GCGCCCGUGACGUAAUUUCGACCGCGUUGGAGCGCGAGGCUGGCCGAACGGAGGGGAGUGACGUGGCAGAGAGCCGACGAGGACUCCGGAAGCCGGGUGAAAAGAGGAAAAAGAGCGCCGCGCGCCCCGCCUCAGAGCUCGCUUAGCUCAGUUAGCCACGUUAGCUCGGCUCCAAGACCAAGUUGGUGGAGUUUCCCGGUUCGGCUGCUGACGGUGCCAUGGGCCUGACCAUCUCCAGCGUCUUCUCCCGGCUCUUCGGGAAGAAGCAGAUGAGGAUUCUCAUGGUUGGCUUGGAUGCUGCAGGCAAGACCACAAUCUUGUACAAACUGAAGCUAGGAGAAAUUGUCACAACAAUCCCAACUAUCGGGUUCAAUGUGGAGACUGUGGAGUAUAAGAACAUCUGUUUCACCGUAUGGGAUGUUGGUGGCCAGGACAAAAUCCGACCCCUUUGGAGGCACUACUUCCAGAACACACAGGGUCUCAUUUUUGUGGUGGACAGCAAUGACCGUGAACGAGCACAGGAGGCUUCCGAGGAGCUGCAGAAGAUGCUGCAGGAAGACGAGCUGCGGGACGCUGUGCUGCUUGUGUUUGCCAACAAGCAGGACCUGCCCAAUGCUAUGCCCAUCAGUGAGAUGACAGACAAGCUGGGCCUGCAGACACUGAGGAGCAGAACUUGGUACGUCCAAGCAACCUGUGCCACACAGGGGACGGGCCUGUACGAGGGGCUGGACUGGCUGUCGGACCAGCUCUCCAAGCGCUAAGUACACCCAGCGCUGAUGCACACGGAGCCCUGAGGUGUUUGCUGAACCAGGGACAUGAUCGACACCACUGAUCUCGACUUGGAAGACAAGAGCCCAGUUUUUGUUUGCAUUCGAUCAAUAUGGCAUUCAGAGCUGAGAAUGCUUGGCAGCACCCCCAGCAAACCUACAUGCCCUUUUCUUUUUUCCUUUAUGAACAUCUUUGCUGCCAAACAUUUAUACAUGUAUUGUUAUGCAUAUGUUGUUAUAUGCUAGUAAAGAAGACCAUACUUAAAUACAAAGUAACUGAACCAACAGCAUUUAUAUUGGUGUUUGGGGGCUUUUGGAUGUUUGAUAGGUGCAAUGUUUGUUUUAACAAUUUAUACAGCAGAUGCUUGUGGACCAAUAUGAGGACUUGUAUCCCCAGCACCACCCCCUUUCUGUUUAUCUUUUGAUGCUUUUCCACACAUGUUGUAAAUAUAGAGCCAGGCUUUCUUGCGUAGUUGUCAUGGCUGCUUCAAUACUUUUCUGCUCUGCUCAACAUCAUGUCAUGUAUUACUGGGUGCACCCCCUGCAACAGAGUCCUGUUUACACUGUUUAGAACAUGUUUUAACUUAUUAGAUCAGUUUCCAACUUCAACUGCAAAGGUUUUAGGAAUAUUUUUAUGUUCACAAUUUGAUCAAUUAUUUCAGCCAAAUCACCACCUUCAUUUCCAAUGGAAAGGUCCCUUUUUUUGUUUUUUGAAAACUUCCAAAUCUGAGCAUCUUUCUUGUCCUGUUUUACCAUAAUUCCUAAUAAAAUGAUUGAAGAUA
This is a messenger RNA of Scleropages formosus (Asian bonytongue), 1549 nucleotides long. It is a transcript of the gene arf4a, whose product is annotated as ADP-ribosylation factor 4a. The transcript is spliced from 7 exons. NCBI's taxonomy places the organism in Eukaryota, Metazoa, Chordata, Actinopteri, Osteoglossiformes, Osteoglossidae. Bases 219 to 761 code for a protein of 180 amino acids. The record is from RefSeq and is a predicted model, not a curated record. Gene Ontology annotation, molecular function: GTPase activity; GTP binding.